CGACCGCACGCCAGUCGGUCACGCUGCGCCGUCCGACAAACGCGUGUUUCGCCAUGAUUUUCCGCCGUUUUCGUCCAAUUGGCAGUCUCGUCGCGUACGACACCACCACGUCGUCGUAAAGUCGAAUAAUUAUAUAUUAUCAUCCGUACCGAUAAGUAUUACCACCGUCGUUGCCAGCAGUCCACGCGAAGGCGACGGCGUUUUUUUCUCCUUUUUGACCAGUAGGUAUAUACCUACUAUACCGUCUUACCUAACCCGACGGUCGCGACUUUUAAAGUUGAUUUUUUUUCCUCCGAUUUCGCGAUGUCUUUCUGACCGACGAGACGCAACUAUAUGAUACGACGGCCGGCUCCAAUGAAAUAAUCUAGACGACUGUCGUUAUUACUGACGAUAAAAAAAAAAUGUCCAGUCGUCAUGAGACGUUCACUGCGGAAUAUUGCACGGGUGAAACAGUCACACUGUACAGUCAACAACACCACACGAGAAUACAUCUCCAAACGCACGCCCAUCCAAAUAAUCACAUUCCAUUAAAUCAAAAAGGGGAACCAAUUAAAUUGCCAGAUAACUUGGAGAGUUUGCCACGUGCUGAGCAUUUCCCUGUUCAAAGACAUCGCUGGAACACUAACGAGGAAAUAGCGGCAAUAUUAAUCAAUUUUGAAAGACAUAGCGAAUGGCAGUCAAAAGAAGUAAAAAUAAGGCCCAAGAGUGGUUCAAUGUUAUUGUACAGCAGGAAGAAAGUGCGGUACAGGCGUGAUGGAUAUUGUUGGAAAAAAAGAAAAGACGGCAAGACUACUCGUGAAGACCACAUGAAGUUGAAAGUCCAAGGAACUGAGUGCAUUUAUGGGUGCUAUGUACAUUCAGCGAUACUUCCGACAUUUCACAGAAGAUGUUACUGGUUAUUACAAAAUCCUGAUAUGGUGUUGGUGCACUAUUUGAAUGUACCGUAUCCGGACGACAACAAAUUAUCGGUAAUUUCACCGAGCCUUGCGUUGUGGGCUGAUCGUAAAGAGUGGACAAAAGACGAAUUACUAUCUCAGUUGAAACCCAUGUUUUACGAGGAAGACCCUGACCUUAGCAACGAAAUGGAAGUAUCGACGGCCGAGUGCGUAGCGGCCAUGGUCACACAGCUUAUGGAGUGGCAGAAGAACGCCAGGGCGACGCUACUUAGCCGAACGCUGGAAUGCGGAUGUCCGGAUUCCACGUGCGCCGACGGACAAUCGUGCUCGCGCCCUAUCAGACGGAUUUCGCCGUCCGACAGCAAUCAGGUGUCGUCGACGACUGGAAAUCGAUCGCGCCCUGGUGCAAUGUUACUCACCAACCACCACGUUAACUCGUCCAGGACCACGAUGAACACAUUAAUGAUCGCUAAUCACGUCAAUCAUAAGCAGGCACAAAAUGGGCCAACCUCCUUGAAUACCACAAUGAGCAACAACUUGUUGUCAAAUCCCUCAAGGGAUUUUCGCAAUCAACCACAACAACAGCAACCCCAACAGCAACAAAUAAUUCUCAAGCACGAUUGCAGAGAUAAUAAUCAAAUAUUAAACAACAGACAACCACCGAUCAACGUCACGGACAAUAAUCACAUUCCCACUACAAUGAUAUCAUAUAAACCUCAAGGUUCAGACGAAGUGAUCCACGUAUAUACCGAAAAACAAACGUAUCAUACUUCACAAAAUCAAGAUGAGCACACUGUACACUUGUUCCAUGGACAAGAUCAUCUAAAACAACAGUCGGACCACGUGAAAUCGGAAUUCUAUGAUGUCACAUUAGAUUUAUCUCAUGACGACAUACAACAGACACUUUCAGCCAAUAUGCCUGCCUCGUGUGCCAAUGCUGAUCAAUUAUUACGAUUGGAUGACGAUCAUAGUAAUAAAAAUCUAGAUGGUACUGGAGACGAUGUAUUUGUGAGCCUCGAUGCAUUUGAUAUGCUUACUGACUUCCAAGAACUUGAUAUCCUAGAACAUGCAACGCAACAUGCUUCAAAUCUAGUUACGGAAAUUGGAACAAAUGCCGCGGAUAUUCAGCCACAUGGGCAAACACAAUUAGACAUGGACGUACUGCAAAUAACUGAUUACUGCCCCGAAUGGGCGUUUCCUGAGGGAGGUGUGAAGGUACUAAUCACCGGUCCUUGGUUUUCUUCCUCAUCGUACACUGUUAUGUUUGAUACGAUCGCUGUUCCGAGCACUUUAAUUCAAGGAGGUGUUUUACGAUGCUACUGUCCAGCUCAUGAUAUAGGCACCGUUACAUUGCAAGUGGUCAUUGAUGGAAGGCCAGUAUCAACCACCGCGAUAUUUGAAUACCGUCAACACGAAUUCCCACUAACCAUUUCCUCAUUAGCUAUGUCACAUACGCCGUCUCUUCUCAAGUUUCAUUUGCUACAAAAACUCGACUCCAUCGAAGAUUACUUACAACAACCGAACAAUCAACAAACAGACCAACCCUUAAAGGAUAGUAUCGUUAUGUUUAGCAAGCCCAACUUUGAAGAUCAGCUUGUAAAUUACUGUGAAAAAAUGAAACAGUUCUCUUGGAAGUCUGAAAGUGAAUGCAAUGUUAAGCAAUUAGAAACCGAAACCACUAUUUUACAUAUGGCCGCUUUUUUGGGAUAUUCUAAACUUGUGUGCAUACUACUCCAAUGGAAAUUAGAAAAUGUGUCACUGUUUUUGGAGAUGGAAGUCAAUGUUUCAAAACAAGAUCGUGAAGGAUAUACGCCGCUGAUGUGGGCUUGCAAAAAAGGACACAAAGAUACAGCAGUUUUACUGUGUCAGUGGUAUCAAACUGUUCAAAAUGCGAAUAAUAACUUUAAUCAAGAUUACUCUCAACCAGAUAUAUUAGAAUCCGUUAAUCAGUAUUUCAACGAUUUCAAUCAAAAUCAGUACUGCACCAAUGACAAUUUAAGUAACGAUGUAUUUUUAAGCCCCGAUGGAAUCAAUAGUGACGUUAAGAAAGAAAUUAAUCAAACGACCAACGAGCCAAAUCAUCCAAUAUCACCGACUAAUAAAACUGUUACUUUAUUAUGUUCAAAAGAGCAAACCAAACCAGAUAAAAACGAAAUAAAACCACAAGAAACUCAAGGUUCCAAAAGACCAUUACCGAAUAGCUUUUUCCAAUCGGAUGACUAUUAUGAUCAAUUUUGCAAACCAUCACUCUAUUUUCCAUCUAUUCAAAAGUUCCAAAAGAGUUUGUUUCUUCCACUACAAUCUCCUACAUCAGACAGCGGAAAUUCGUCCGAAAAAUCACCAGUAUUAACAAAGUCUGAUUUUAUAAUUUGCAUGGUAACCGCGCUGGCCGAUGGACCGGCGGACGGAGCCGUGGGUAGUGAGAACGAUGGCAAUGGUAACACGCGAUCCGACGAACGUCAGAACGAUGAACGAAUCGAAGACGCUGUUCAAACGCCCAAAGAUCCCGCUGAACACGGGGAACACGAUGUUCGUGUUUUGACAUUAGCUGAACAAUUCAUAGCGGCUAUGCCCGAUCAUAUUAAGAAUGAAAACGGAUCAUACGGUAAAAUUGUAGAAUCAUCAAUAAUUACAAUGGAAGUGCUUGACGAUCCUCCAUCAUCUGUGUCGUCGUGCUGUUUUGAUACCAACUCUGAAAUGAACACGGAAUUCAACGAACAUAUUGUUUAUCAUUAUCGGCAAAAAGAUCGAGAAAUAGAAACUCCCACGUCCAGCACCAGUUUAACCUUAAGUCCAGUGUCGAGUGCAUCACAAUGUUCGCCAGCAUCACCGCCACCGACUGCUGCAGAUCUAUGCGAAUUCCUCCAUGCUUCAUCAAACAGUCAAUAUUUCGAAAAGAAUUUUUCUAAUCUUACACUGUCCGAUUACGAACAACGGGAGUUAUAUGAGGCGGCCAAAACUAUUCAGAAGGCGUACAGGACGUACAAAAAAAGAGAAGAAGACAAAGAAAUUUCAGCUGCUUCGGUCAUUCAAAAUUAUUAUCGCCGCUACAAACAGUAUGCGUACUACAAGCAGAUGACAAAAGCUGCGAUUUUAAUUCAAAAUCAGUAUCGUACAUACAGAAGACAUAAACGGUUUAAGAAAGAAGCUCCUCGUUACACCAAUAACACGUUCACUGUCAUUAAAAAAAAUCAAAAUCAGAAACGCCAAAAUCAAGCAGCUCGAAAAAUUCAACAAUUUAUGAGACAAUCCAAGAAUGGUACGUCUCCUCCUGCCACUAUCAACGAACGCACUUUUGGAUCUCGUAAGCGAGAAGCUAACGGCAAUCACAAUAUGAAAUAUCCGCCGACAAAAGUGGCCCAAUACUCGACACUCAAUCACAACUGAUGUCUGACAUUGAGCCACCAUAUUAUAUUAUUAUUAUUAUUAUCUAAUUUAAUGUUAUUGCGUAAUUGUAAAAUAUGAUUUACCGUAGAGUCUUAGACUACAUCAGCUGUAGUAGUUAGUUUCUUAAUGUCAGCGUUUAGAUUGUUUAGUACCGACGUAGGUAUAACAGAUAUCUUCCAGACAGUUGUCGUGAAGACAACGCGAGUGACGGGACUCGUCGACGUGUUAAGACUUGUUUAAGCUGAAACAAACACGUACCAAUUUACUAUUAUUUUAGGUAUUGGUGUAUAGGUACCAUACUGAAUAGGCACAUUAAAGUUAUUAAAAAUGUACAUUAUGUUAAAGACGUCCGCGGUCGUUCGUUUUGGAACCAGUGUGGUUCGACCCCCGUAAUACGCAUACCUAGGUAUAUAAUGUUAUACCGCAGUCGUAUUUUCGGUACCCAUAUAAUAUUAUAAUACUAUACAUGCACAUAAUAUUAUUCUGUUUGCGUACACCGCCUUAUUCGAUGUACUUUAUCUUACCGUUUGUAAUAUUAUUGUGUUGUCAAAUAUUAUCAACCCGAUUUUAUUUUAAUUGUUCGACAUUUACGUCAUCAUAAUAUUGUAAUAUUUAUAUAUUAUUAUGUAGUUAUUUUUAUACACACACACACUGAUAUUUUAUGAACAUUUAACGAACUCGCGACGGAUACAAAAUAUAGACGUUUCACCGGGGGCAUAGAUGAUUAUUGUUAUUAUUAUUAUUGUAUAUUAUGAUAUUAUAUUAUGUAUUACUUACACAAAUGUACGUACAUUUGUCCAUAAUGUUGUCAAUCACUAUCAUGUAUACGAAAAUACAGGCUCAAAAAUACAUCAAACCGUAGCGAAUAGGCGUACGGGAACGGUACACAUUAUAUAGAAUUAUUGUAAUAUUAUUAUUGUUUGGUGUCCAACAACCAACUGCAGUGUAUGUACAUAGCGACGGACGGAUUUUUCCGUGUCAGCCAACGCCCAAUGACGAUAAUUAUCAUAUUGAGGUACAUUAUAGAGGUAGGGGGACCACGUGGUGCACGUACAGAUUUGGCUUUCGUUUUGAGAUAUUAAAAACCAUUAAGUUUUAGAGCGAUAUUGUGUUCGUCUUUUGUGGAAAUACAAAAUAUUGCCUACACUCUCGGCAACAACAACAAAAUCCAAAGGGUGUUUAAGUUUUUACUCGGAUGUUUACAACUUACAGUGAUCAACAUGUAGUUUUUCUCUUCAUAAUUUCUCUGUGUAUAUUGUGUUAUAGUACAUCGUAUGCGUAUUUCUUGUGUACUUUUUUUCGUUUAUGACUUAUCAUAUUAUUAAAUAAUUGUUAGCGCGUUCGCUACGAUAAUAAAUUUAAAAAUACUAUGAUACGAUGCAAUCAUAAUUCUUCCUAAACAUUUAUGAACACUAUUUUUCUUCAAAUUUGGUCAACACGCUGGAUUCGUUUGUUUAUUCAAAACAAUAAUAUUAAUGUCUUAUAGAACCGUUGUAUGUGCUGAUGAAUAUUGUUAGAGAAAAUUGUAUCGAAAUGAAUUGUCACUUUUUCAGUCUCGGACAAGAAACCGACAGUCUAAUUCGAGCAUAAGUUUUAGCAUAAAUACUAUUUUAACCGGAACGUAAUCGAAACUACUCAAUCACAACAAUCGAACUAUUGAAUGCCGUUCAUAACCACUAUAUUAAUAUUAUACUUACAAUAUUUCAGUCGUGAUUCCGUAAAAAAUUUUCUCUUUCACACUAAAAACUGUUCAGUGCCACCGAAUUUUAUCCUCGAGACUGUAUAGCAGGUGCCGUUAAGAAACCAGAUGAAUAAUAAUCGGCCCAAAUUGUUGAUGUACGUGUGAAAUAUAACGCUGCGUGACAUUUUAUAAUACGACAUUUGCGUUAUCUGGUGAUAAAAUGUCUAUUUUUGUUUUUUAUAACGAAAUUGUUUCUAUUAACAUCCUGGGAAUUGUGGAUUCAAUUGUUUGACGUGCAACGACGAAAAGCUAUAAAUGAUAACAAUAAUAUCGAUUACGUGAUUGGUCUACUGGUGGAAGGGUUACAUUCCUAUUGAGAAAAGUGCACCUUCUUUAAAACCCGAUUGAAUGCAGAUCCCAUAAAAAA
This is a messenger RNA of Myzus persicae (green peach aphid), 6391 nucleotides long. RefSeq names its product calmodulin-binding transcription activator 1 (gene Camta). NCBI's taxonomy places the organism in Eukaryota, Metazoa, Arthropoda, Insecta, Hemiptera, Aphididae. Bases 402 to 4283 code for a protein of 1293 amino acids. Gene Ontology annotation, molecular function: transcription coregulator activity; double-stranded DNA binding; protein binding. Gene Ontology annotation, cellular component: nucleus. The record is from RefSeq and is a predicted model, not a curated record. Gene Ontology annotation, biological process: regulation of transcription by RNA polymerase II. The transcript has 32 exons.